GCAGAAUGGGUACGCCACCUUGUGCUGACUGACGACCAAGGCGAGAGAAGAGACGACCGUAUUCCGGUCUGCCGGCAGCUGCGCAGUGCGUACAGGCAGCAGGCGCGGGACACGAGAAAACGGCCAGCCCGCGCGGCGGCGGGGGCGACGCGACCACGCCCCUCGUGUUGCCCUGCCGGCGGCCGCACGGCAUCCAAGCCACGGCCGCCGCACGUCGCGCGCUCCCUUCGCCCGCACUCCACGCAACCAAAAUCAAAACCCGCGCCCAAACCACGCGCCGCACGCGACACUGCGAAGCGAACCCGACGAAAAAAAGAAGACCAGGCCAAGGAAGCGAAGCGAAGCAAGCGUCCGACCAACCGGCGGCGGCGGGGCGGAAUGGUGUUCAGCGCCGCGUUCCUGGCGGCGGCGGCGCGCGCGCCGGCGGAGCUGUGCCAGCGCCCGCCGCGCCCGGGGCGGCGGCGGCUGCGCGCGGACGAGGUCCUGCGCGCGCUCUUCCUGCCGCCUGCGCGGGAGCUCGGGCGCCUGGGGGACUUCCUCUUCGCCUUCUUCUGCCUGCCGCUGCCGGAGUACUACGUGCCCGGGUCCGGCCGCGGCGGCGGGUGGGUGGCGCGGGCGCCGGCUCUGUACACCUACCGGAGGUCGCUCUCGGUCGCCUCCUCGUCCUCGUCGUCCUUCUCGUCGUCGUCCAUGUCCUCGUCGGAGGAGGAUUGAUUGCUCGGGAGGAAUAGGAAAUUGUACAGAAUGUGGGCUGGAAGGACAUCAAGCUUUUACUCUGGAGGGUGGUGAGUCUGGCACGGAAUUGGCAAAUUCUGUGUCCUCACGCCAAGAACGAUCUUCUGAAGUUCACUUCCUCCCUAAAAGAACUGUCAAGAAGACCUGCAAGACUAACCAUUGGAUUUACAUGAAGAAGAACCAGCCUUCCUCGUGCUCUACUGAUCCUGAGGAAGGUGACCCUCUAAACAUGAAGACUUGGAGUGAACAGCUGAAGGAGAUGGAGCAUGCAUUAGGUGUCGAUUUGAAUCGCCGGUGGUGCCCCCCUGAUGGUGCCCUUUGGGUCUGUUUCUCCGCUUGUGCUAGCUUCGCCCUCUAAACUAUAUACGUGAAUGUUCUUCUGUCUUGACUAAGACGGUGGCUAUGCCCUAAAACUUAAAAAAGAAUUCGAUUAGGUUUGUUCAAUUCUUUUUCUCCCUCUGUAUAUAUCGAUUUUUUCCCCGAAAAUAAACAUUCAAUGUCCUUGUGAACUAGAAGUUGAACUGAUAUUUUUCGCUUUCAUUCCUCACAGGUUUAGCUCUUUAAAGCGAGCGAUUUCAUUUUUUGCCAGAAUUCUCCACCGUUUGCCAUGAAAUUGUUUUAAGAGGAAAAAACAAUGGGCUUGACAGGCCACGUAGAUUUAUACAUGGGCCAUCUCUGCUCGCCGGUGCGUGAAAAGCCUAAUACGGAUAGAGAAGAGGACUUUCAGGUUGGGCCUCCUAAUACGAUGGCAGCCCGCUACCCAGUUCGGUCCACGCGCUAACCCGCCGUGGCGGACGCGCAGUCAUGCCGAGCCGACGCUGCCGGCGAA
Messenger RNA from Panicum hallii, 1564 nucleotides. RefSeq lists its product as uncharacterized. Lineage: Eukaryota; Viridiplantae; Streptophyta; Magnoliopsida; Poales; Poaceae. The transcript has 2 exons. The coding region runs from base 379 to 714 and encodes 111 amino acids. The record is from RefSeq and is a predicted model, not a curated record.